This is a messenger RNA of Rhinocladiella mackenziei CBS 650.93, 2682 nucleotides long. RefSeq lists its product as uncharacterized. The record is from RefSeq and is a predicted model, not a curated record. Gene Ontology annotation, molecular function: ATP binding; ATP-dependent chromatin remodeler activity. Lineage: Eukaryota; Fungi; Ascomycota; Eurotiomycetes; Chaetothyriales; Herpotrichiellaceae. Bases 1 to 2682 code for a protein of 893 amino acids. The transcript is spliced from 6 exons.
AUGGCCUCACCAGAGGAGUCUUUCAUCAAACCUGAUUUUGUCUUGAUCGAUCUCACAGACGACUCGGAUGAUCAGCCAACAGCUGAACCGGAAAAGAUUCCAGGGACUGAAGCGCCUAUCAAGCAGGAGCCCACUGACGAUUCAGCUGAUCUUUCUUCUGGUGGCCGUUUCAGUUACGUUGACGAAGACGAUGCUACCCUACGUCACGAAGAGCACGUUGGUGUCACCACCACAGAAAAGAUUCUGGAAUCCGAUGAUGAUGACGACAUCGUUCCUGGCGGCUUUGCCGAACCAGCAGGCGAUGACGAUAACAACGAUGCCGAUCGAGUGGAUUGGAAUGCUGCUUUGGACAAGGAUCCUACAUCAGCAAACCAACAGGCUAUUGCUGCAUUUGCUCGUCUCAAGGCAGAAUACGAGAGAAAGAAAGCCCGUAGUUUUGCGACUCAGGCGGAUCACAUUCAGUUCGCAGCAGACGAGCGUGCAGAAAUCAAACGCCAAAGAGACCAUGAGCGAAGCCAAUUGAUCUCGGAGGAGCCCCGGGAGCCGUCGCGCCCACCUUGGGAAUAUGCCGAGGAAGACCUCCUGUUCAUCCCAGAGGCCCCGGAGCCAUCGGCGAGUCGCUUCAAAGAGAGAGCAAUCCCCAAGCCCAAGAACCGUAUUAAUGCACAGGAGAUGCGAAGCAUAAGAGAAAACUACGACCGACAGAUGACGAACGGCCGCCAAAGAAGAAGAAGCUUGGUCUCAAGUCCGGGACCGUCAAAGCCCCCCAAGAAGAGAGGUCGGAAAGGCCCAAGAUUAACCAACCUCGAAAGCUUGACCAAAACCAAUAUUGUGCAAGCCGCUCAAGCAAAUAUUUCGAGACCUGAUAUGCCCACGUUCACAACCAAGAGGAAAGCAAAAGCAUUGCAAGACCUGAUUGCAGGCAUCCCAUCAGCUGACCGAGGCUCCCACCGCUCUGAUAAAGCCGCAAUUCUCGAGGCGACAAAGAAGUUCAAGGGUUUCGGUGCAGUAAGAUCAGACGGCCAAGGUGGGUGGAAACUGAAGGGUACGAAGUCAUCAUUGUACCACCACCAGCUGCUUGGUGCGGUUUUUUUACGAGACCGCGAGAAUAACGAGUGGAGACCCAGAGGUGGUUUGGUCUGUGAUGAAAUGGGAUUCGGGAAGACGGUUCAGAUGAUUGCCAAUAUUCUCGAUGGCAAGCCUGAUGUGGACAGUCCUCAUGUCAAGCCCGAUAAACUUGGCCGAAUUCUUCGAUACCAUUCCGGCUCCCGCCUUCAGAGCAAUGAUAUCCUCUCAGAUCUAACGGCAUACGAUAUCAUUAUCACGACCUAUAGGGAGGUCCACAGGAGCUAUCCAUUGACGGAUCCACCGAAACAUUUAGGCAGCGAAGCCAAGAAGUUCGACGGGGAGAACGUGGGCCCACUGCACCGAAUCAAAUUCCACCGUAUUGUUCUGGACGAAGCUCAUCAUAUCAAGAACCACACAUCCAAGACGUUCAUGGCCGUCCGUGCCCUUACUGGCAACUUCAAGUGGUGCAUCACUGGCACUCCGGUUUUGAACUACAUCGAAGAGCUAUUCUCCUACUUCCAUUUUCUCAAGGUUCCGCAUACUGGUGACUAUCCAACAUUUAUCCACAAUUACUGCCACAACCGCACGAAUAAAGCUCCUGCGAACAUGGAGCGGAUCCGCAAUAUUCUCCGGGCGAUUACGUUGAGAAGAACCCACGUGGACACUUUGUUCAAUGCUCCCAUCGUCAAGCUCCCGGGGAUCUCUCAUGAAACUCACAACGUCGAAUUCAAUCCAAUUGAGAGGGCUAUCUACACUAUGGUGAAAACAAGAUACAUUGGUCAAAUCAACAGUUAUUCGAAAAGAGGAGAACUCAAUGCAAAUUACAGAAAUAUCCUUUCCAUGCUUCUACGCCUCAGGAUGCUAUGCUCGCACAUUUUACUCUGCCAGGAUGUCCUGAAGCAGGUGUUCGUGGCUUCUGAUAUCGAGACUUUGUGGCGCUUGAUGGCUAAAGAGGUCGAAAGAUCAAGGGCUGAAAAUUCAACCGAAAUGAUUGAUUCACUCAGAAGAAUGAUUCGAUCCGAGGACCAGGUCAUUCAUACAUACCAGGCUAAAAACACGGAGGGAACGGCUCAAACGCCAGUGGAUACAACUCACGAGGCCGAAAGCCGAGAGGAUCCGGGCUCCGGAGGUUCUUUUGGACUCUACUUCAAAUUUCGAAAGUUUCUGCGCGAAUUGAGCGAGUCCAAAAUAUGGCUGGAAUUACACCUUCGGUCCACUUGUGCCAAAUGCCGUCUUCCUCCAGACGAUCCGAUGUGCACUUCAUGCUUUCACGUAUAUUGCAAAGAAUGCAUCAAUGCGAUGGAAUUCGAUCGCCAGGAGAAGGCCGAAGAGAAAAUUACUCGUCUAGAAUGUGGCGCCCAUUUCGAAGAGACAUCGCCAUGCUCAGGCCUUAAAGAACUAGGAUACAACGGCGAAGAAGUCGUCCGAAAGGUUGGAAAGGCGAAGAAUAAGAAACAACACAAGCAGGAUGCCAGAACCCGACCCAAUAGUGCGGCAUCAGUUGAAGAAAGUGAUGGCGAAGAAGACCAAGAUAAAGAUUGGAUUGUGAUGGGGGACAUUGUCUUACCUUCGUCAAAACUCCUGGCGACGAAAGCGGCAAUCCUCAACUGGUGA